Molecule: messenger RNA, 3215 nt
Organism: Spodoptera frugiperda (fall armyworm)
Lineage: Eukaryota; Metazoa; Arthropoda; Insecta; Lepidoptera; Noctuidae
Product: dnaJ homolog subfamily C member 10
Exons: 16
Coding region: 246-2585 (779 amino acids)
Source: RefSeq, a predicted model, not a curated record
AUCUGUCACUUUCACUUGAGUUUGAAUCUUGUGUUGAUAAAAGUUCUACAAACUUCAAUCAACGUAACUACCUACUUUGCCGACUCCUACACGAAAAGUAAACAGUUCACUUUUAUCUUAUUUCGCGUACAAACGGUGUUAUCUGGCGUUGCUCUAAUUAUUAAAAUACCAGUGAUUCUACUCCAGUUCCGCAAAGUUAUCAGUGAAAAGUACCAUAAGAAACACGACACUUUAAUAUUUUGAAAAUGUUGAAACUCCUACUACUCGCGUGGUUUUUAAUCGGCGCGGUUAACUCUGUAAAUUAUGAAGAAUAUUAUGAGGUAUUGGGUAUUUCAAAAGCAGCUUCAACAGGGGAAAUAAAAAAAGCUUACAAGAAGCUGGCGGUAAAAUACCAUCCGGACAAGAAUCCUACCGAAGAAGCUCACAAGAUGUUUGUUAAAAUAACAGAAGCUUACGAAGCAUUAAAAGAUCCAGAGAAAAGAUCUAACAAUGCCUAUAGUUUUAUGAACAAGCAACCAUUCUAUUCUGGGGAGGAGUAUGACAGAUUGUUACACGAUGGCCUCUAUCACAACGAUCCCUUCGUUGACAACUUAAAUGAAGACAACUUUAACAAUUACUUGAAGACUGGUUUCUACUUCAUAAACUUCUAUUCACCAUUCUGUCCGCCUUGCCGUAAUCUAGCCAGCAGUUGGAAGAAGCUAGCAGAAGUGUACAAUGGAAUUGUUAAUAUAGCCGCUGUAAACUGUAAAAUCCAACCUCAGUUUUGUUUCUCCCGAAUGCGUAUACACAGUCAUCCUACACUUCUGUUUUAUCCUAAUGGUAAAAAAGGCGGCGUCGUCUACUACAACGGGGAUUUGAAACUGGACUCUUUGGAGGAUUACAUAAUGAUGUUCCUACGCAACCACAUGAACAUCCCCACCAUAGACCAGUUGAGGAGCAAGGACAAACGGAUGGCGUAUGUGCUAGGAUCCACCAUGAUCGAGAGGGAUGACCUUACUAGAAUCGCUUUUCAUUUGAAUGGUGUAGUAACCUUCGCUAUAGUUGAAGACGAGGACCUCCGUAAAAAGCUGACGUCCAACGAACAAGCGACAGUCGUGUACAAGUACAAGGAUGUUACCAAGGAAAUAGAAAGCGUGGACGAAAUGGAAAUAGUCGAGGAUAUCGUUCGUCAUUUACCCAAAGUUGAAGUUAUUGGGCCGGAGAAAUUUAAGAAAAUCAGGAACAGUUUACGAACUGGAUCGCAAAAAACGUGGGUACUCUUCUUCUCAACCAAGAACAAGAAUCGAUUGCAGCUGCAUCAGAUGAUUAAUGCAUUCCCUGAUAUGAAUUUCGGUGAAAUAAACUGCGACAAAAUGCCAGAGCUAUGUGCGUCAUUACACGUGGAGUCUGCACCGGCGUGGGGGGUGAUGAAGAAGGGGGGAGUGUACCAACGCGCCCCACCUGGUGCCGACGUCAAGGACUUCAUACAGACCGCUACUGCAGCACUGAACCUUCACACAUUGUCACCUUCAGAUCUUCAGAGGAUAUUGGAUGGAGAGGACACAAGUAUCUGGGUAUUACUCCUGGCCCCGUACGGCACUCAAUGGGAGCACAUCAUCGAACCGUUCACUCAAGCCAGUUUGGACCACCUGGACAAGGAAAAUGUUAAUUUCGGCAUAAUGUCGUGUACUGCUAAGACAGCGAAGUACUGCACGCAAGUAUCGUACCAGCCCGUGGUAGUAAUACAAGAUGGAGCCAAACGCAAGAUGUACCAGAAGCGGGACUACGGGACCUUAAUGACGGAUUUCAUUGACAUGGCUGUUAAUAGUCAAGACAUAGAACUGACGGAGCAACAACUGCUGGAGAUAAUGCAGGUGUCGUCUCGCCAGUACACGUGGCUGCUCGCGUUCGUGCCGGCCGGCAGGCCGUGCGGGUACACCUGCGACAACCUGCCCUACGAGUGGAUGGUGGUCGCCAAGAAGUUACGUCCGCUGAAGUUCGUGCGCGUGGGCAUAUUGAACUGCGCGACCAAUCCCACAGACUUCUGUGCCAACGUGCGCUGGCCGACUGCACGGAUAUAUCCUGUCGCCUCCACUGAACAUAUCAGUAUCAACCUACAAGAGUUGGCACAAGCGCCCUACAUAUUGGAAUGGGCACUCGAGCAUAUUGUGGACUCCGCACAGAAACUCAACUGGCAAGUGUUCUCUAAGAAAGUCAUCGCUGAAGAACUGAAUCCUACUGGAACGAAGAAACCUUGGCUGGUAUAUUUCCAUUCACCAAGAUGUUUCAGCUGCUAUGAGAAGUAUCCGGCCUUUGCGAUCGCUGGCUAUUUCCUAAACAACGCUAUACAGAUGGGCCGAGUGAACUGCAUCUCUGAACGUGGUAUAUGUCAGCAGGAACAAAUAAUGUCUUAUCCCACCCUUAAACUAUAUCUCAGUAGAAACCAGCGGCAAAGAUUCAGCACCGUCAUCAACAUACCUCUGAGAGACUAUGAAACUGUGUUGAAAGAAGUAAAGUAUCAUAUAAGGAAAUACGAUGAAAGUUUACUAGCAGGUAUAGAACAAAAUGUAAGAAAAAGUAUACAUAUACAUCAUGACGAAUUCUAGUUGAAUCUCUUUAAGCUCUGUCUCGUGUUCCCAGUUUUGCUUUGUGGUUUGAUAAAGGAACUUCAUUGGCUAGUCAUAAAGUUUACAUUGCUGUGAAUCUGAAAUGUUAAUUAAUUAGGAACUUUUCGAAUAGUAAUGCUUAUUCUGUUUAUUAAUCAAUGCAAAGUUAUAAAGUCAAUCAAUAUUUUUGAUUCACAGCAAUAUGUUACUAUUUCUUAUUCAUUUUGUAUGAAUUUGCCUUUAAUUAUACCUAGCUGAAAUAAUUAGUUAGCCAGCUUCCAUCAUACAAAGCAUUUUAUGAUAAAACUGGAAACAUGAAACUGAGAAGUAGAAAUAAGUAGACCCAAUUGUCAAUUAAUUAAAUUUAAAAUUGAGGCUAACUCGAAUCACAACUCGUAUACUAAUUAUUUUAAUUUAAUUUUCUUUAAAAUUAAUACUUUGUUACCAUACAAGAUUAACUCGUAUUUAUAAUGUGGAUAUUUUGUGAUACUGAAAGAUCUUAUGUCUUAAUCCAGUUCUUUAGAGAAACUGCCAGCUGUCAUGUAAUAUUGUAGUAUGAUUUAUACUAAUACCCAAGCUAUUUGGGAUCGACAUCAUGUUGCAUUUAUUUGUAUCUAAGUGAUUGUGUGU